UGCAUCUGUGUGUGUGUGUGUGUGUGGGUGUGUGUACAUGUGUGACACACAGAGCAGACACACACAUUGCCAGUUUCUCUUGUAGAAGCAUCUCUAUGGUUUUCACUCACGCAGUAUCUCUGGAUUUGGCUGGCAGAGGAGCUCUACUCUUCUUUAUAGACAGACACACAGGCUGAUGCUUAAUCUGCUUCAUCAAUGUGUAUGGUCAUAUUUGCUCCGCUUUUUGCUGUUUUAGCAUUUGCAACAUGUGGGGGAUAUUCUGGCCAGAUUAUGGUUAAAGUAGAAUGUUUCGAUAAAACUCAAAAUAACAUCAGCAUCAGUUUCAACUACCCAUUCAGACUGCAAGAGGUACACUUCAGUGCUCUUCUAUGUGAAGGAACCAGGAAAGAGACUGUCUUUCUGGAAGGGGAUUAUGCUUCAUCUGCACAGUUCUUCGUCACCGUGUCGGUCCUGGCUUUUCUCUAUUCCCUUUUGGCCACAAUCGUUUACUUCUUCUACCAGAACAAAUACAGAGAGAAGAACAGAGGUCCAGUAGUUGAUUUCUUGGUGACUUUAGUGUUCUCUAGCCUGUGGUUGGUGAGCUCUAUUGCCUGGGCUAAAACUCUGUCUGGGGUGAAGACGGUCACUGAUGUGCGUCAAAUCCUGCUGUUAAUGUCUGCUUGCAGAGCCCAGGAGAACUUAUGUGAAGUCUUGCAGGAGCCCAUCUGGACAAAUCUCAACAUGUCUGUGGCCUUUGGUUUUUUUAACUUCUUCCUUUGGGCUGGUAAUAUUUGGUUUGCCUACAAAGAGACAGGCUUGCAUAAGUCCACUAAGCGUCAUCUCUCCAGAACUCCCUCUGAGAAACGCGGCAGCUUCAGGCAAUACAGUCAAACCAGUUUUGAUCAAUCCGGAGCUGGUUUUGGCCAGAGGCUCUACAACCAGGGGAGUUUUGACUUAUCAAGCGGAGGAUUCAGCCUACCCCAAACCAAUCUAGGACAACCAAUGCUGUGCCGACAGGUGGGGAGUCCCACAUCCAGAGGCCCUCUCAUUUUUGUUAAUGAGAUGUGAGAGAGAGUGUGAGUGUGGAGCAGAGAAAGAGAAGAGAAACGCUGUUGUUUUCUGAGUCUUAAGACAGAUCAUUUGUCAUUGUGAGUUUGAUAUUUCUAUCACGUGAUGUAGUCUGCAUACUGUUAUUUAUUUGUUUACUGUAUAAUUAAGUGUAUAAUUUUUAUGUAUAUUCUGCUAUGAAUAAUGACUAAUUACCAGUAGAUGCCUAGGAAAAGCAAAUGGCUUGAGCCCUGCCUUAAGACUGGCGUGGAAACCCUGUGGACUGAGAAUAAUGUCCAGUCAGAGAUCUUUUUAAUGAAUCAUUUUGUCUAACCAUGCACAGUGUUCAGUAAAAUGCAUGCAAAAAGAUUAGAUAAAAUCCAACGCAAUGAAG
Molecule: messenger RNA, 1420 nt
Organism: Carassius auratus (goldfish)
Lineage: Eukaryota; Metazoa; Chordata; Actinopteri; Cypriniformes; Cyprinidae
Product: synaptoporin-like
Exons: 5
Coding region: 196-1047 (283 amino acids)
Cellular component (GO): synaptic vesicle; synaptic vesicle membrane
Source: RefSeq, a predicted model, not a curated record